This is a messenger RNA of Ophidiomyces ophidiicola, 750 nucleotides long. It is a transcript of the gene cwf29, whose product is annotated as RNA-binding protein Cwf29. The coding region runs from base 1 to 750 and encodes 249 amino acids. Gene Ontology annotation, cellular component: precatalytic spliceosome; catalytic step 2 spliceosome; U2 snRNP. Gene Ontology annotation, molecular function: RNA binding. The record is from RefSeq and is a predicted model, not a curated record. The transcript has 2 exons. Lineage: Eukaryota; Fungi; Ascomycota; Eurotiomycetes; Onygenales; Onygenaceae. Gene Ontology annotation, biological process: mRNA splicing, via spliceosome.
AUGAACUCCAUCCGUCAGAUUCAAGCUCUGAACAAACGAGAAUUAGAAAAUGCAGUGUCAUCAGAAGCUUCGUGGCAUGCAGACUAUCGUGACACCGCGUACAUCUACAUCGGUGGACUACCCUACGACCUGAGCGAAGGCGACAUUUUAACGAUAUUCUCCCAAUUUGGAGAGCCAGUACACAUCAAUCUAGUUCGUGAUAAGGAAACUGGAAAAAGCAAAGGCUUCGCGUUCCUUAAAUAUGAAGAUCAAAGAAGUACAGACCUAGCAGUGGAUAAUCUAGGUGGCGCAACUGUGAUGGGAAGGCUGCUUAGAGUUGAUCAUAUGAGAUAUAAGCGCAAAGAGGAUGAGGGGCUUGAAGAUAAUGUUGCAACACUGGCCGUAGAGCCAGAGAAAGACCAAGAUGACCGUGAGCGCCACAGAAGGACAAAGAAACGGCGGUCUGAUAAAGACGGCGGCGACGAAAGAAGGGGGUCCUUAAUCAAGGAGGAGGAGGAGUUAGCACGGCUUAUAGAAGAACAUGAUGCUGAAGAUCCAAUGAAGGAGUACUUGAUACAGGAGAAGAGAGAUGAGGUGGAGAGAGCGCUCGCAAACUCAAAGUCUAGUAAACACAGACAUCGCCAUCACCAUCGACGAAGACGGAGCACAGACCGUUCUCGCUCCCGAGAAGACCGCCAUUCGCAGUAUGGAAGACCACGGUCGCGCUCAUCUUCAAAAGAUCGUCGACAUAGAAAACGAGAUCAUAAAUGA